UCCAUACCAGCAGGUGGCGGUAAUGCUGCUUAAAGCUUGUUGCAAACCGCCAAUAAAAUCAACAAGAAGAAGAAGAACAUAACAGAACACUGCAACCGUGGGUCUUUGAAACCGGAUGUUCGCUGUGUCCUGGCGGGUGAUAUGGAGAGCUGCUCCCAGCCCCUCUCCGCUGCUUAGACCCACUCACCCCGGACUGACAUGUGUCUCGACACUCGGCAAGAAGGACCUGGUUGAUUUUCCAGUCCUGAACGAGGAUGAGCUGGACGAGCAGUUUGUCAGAGGAUCUGGGCCUGGAGGGCAGGCUACUAACAAAACCAGCAACUGUGUGGUGCUCAAGCACAUCCCCACUGGGAUUGUUGUGAAGUGCCAUCAGACCAGAUCUGUGGACAUAAAUCGAAAGCGUGCCCGAGAAAUUAUGAGAGAGAAACUUGAUGUUGCGUAUAAAGGAGACCUCAGUGAAGUUCUGGUGAAAAAGAGAGAGUCUGAGAUGAAGAAGCAAGAAAAGAGGAGAAAGGCAAAUGAGAAUCUGGAAAGGAAAAGACUGUUUAAAGAAUCUCUGUCUACAGGCUCCAAACCUGAAAAUGGCUCUGCUUAAAAUGUGUGUGAGAAAAAUGUUUUCCAAGGCAUUUGAAUGAACCAGAUGUUUCUCUGUAAAGUGUCAAAAACAAAAGUUUGAAAGGUAAUGCUGUCAUUAUGUUAAUCCAUACUUUUAUAUUCAUUGUACCAUUCAAGUUUAAGUAUAUCACAGCUCAUAUAAAGUAUGUUCACAUAAUAUUGGACAAUUACAUGAAACACUCAAGCUACAGGUGAAUUUUCCAAAGCUUGUAGAACAUCUUUAAAAAAAAUUAAAAUCUGAAGUGGGCUAUGACUCCUUGACUUGUAUUGCUUAAAAAAAGUUUCAAAGCGUGUAUUUAUGCAUUCAUUCGACUCAUAUCUAUGUAUCAUGAAUUGUUCAGAGUUGUAGGAAAUGUGUUUUCAUAUUUUAGUUUAAUCUGUCACUAAUAAUUUGUUUAUUUUAAUUUUGAAUUGAUCUCAAUAGGAAAUUUAAGAAAAAGCAAGCGUGAACAAGUUGCUUCUUUGAUGGCACUCUCCCAUUAUAUUGAAUUGUUUUCUGUUCAUUAAUGUAUAAAUCUGCCAGUCUAAACACCACAGUGGAAACGUGCACUGCUCAUGAGCAAAUGUAGACGUGUUACAAUAAUUACAAAAAAAUGAUAUCAAUUUACAUUUACAAGUAUAUUAUUCACUAGAAUUGAUAGAACAAAGUGUAAGUGAAUGCUAGAAAAAUGCUGGGUAACAGAAAUUCCCCUAUAUUGUCUGA
Messenger RNA from Menidia menidia (Atlantic silverside), 1318 nucleotides. The record is from the annotation of a GenBank genome assembly. NCBI's taxonomy places the organism in Eukaryota, Metazoa, Chordata, Actinopteri, Atheriniformes, Atherinopsidae.